Myotis daubentonii (Daubenton's bat) is the source of this 4279-nucleotide messenger RNA. RefSeq names its product PRELI domain containing 3A (gene PRELID3A). The record is from RefSeq and is a predicted model, not a curated record. Lineage: Eukaryota; Metazoa; Chordata; Mammalia; Chiroptera; Vespertilionidae. Gene Ontology annotation, cellular component: mitochondrial intermembrane space.
CGCUGAGACCCGAGCAGCCGGCUACUCCGAGUCUGGAACCGGGAAGCCGCGCUCGGCGGCGGGUGCCGGGCGGCGAUGAGGAUCUGGAGCUCGGAGCACGUGUUCGGCCACCCAUGGGACACGGUCAUCAAGGCUGCUAUGAGGAAGUACCCGAAUCCGAUGAAUCCCUGCGUGGUGGGAGUCGAUGUGCUGGAGCGCAGUGUGGACCGCUGCGGCCGGCUGCACAGCCACCGCCUCCUCAGCACCGAGUGGGGGCUGCCCGCCCUCGUGAAAGCGAUUUUGGGAACCAGUAGGACUUUAACAUACAUCAGAGAACAUUCUGUUGUGGAUCCAGUGGAAAAGAAAAUGGAACUUUGUUCCACCAAUAUCACACUCACAAACUUCGUGUCGGUGAACGAGAGGUUGGUGUACACGCCCCAUCCGAAGAACCCUGACAUGACGGUGCUCACGCAGGAAGCCAUCAUCACCGUGAAGGGGAUCAGCCUUGGCAGCUACCUGGAAGGCUUAAUGGCCAACACAAUAUCAUCCAACGCAAAGAAGAAGUCUGGCCGAGCCCUCCUACACUCUUCACCCCUCGCUGCAAUGCCCCGCGACAUCGUCUCCACAGGGCGUCCUCUCCCGCUUCCCUGGCGCUGCCCUUCCUGGGAGCCUGGUCUCGCUCGCUCUCCUGUGGCCCGGCAGCCGCAGGCUGUCUUCACUCCGGGCACUUCGUAGGCCUGGAGCCUUGUCUCCUGGGUUCCCUGCCUCUUCUCUUCCCGGCUCCCGACUGGAAAGGACUCUUGUGGUAGUGCCUAGGCCAGUGACGGCGAACCUUUUGAGCUCGGUGUGUCAGCGUUUUGAAAAACCCUAACUUAACUCUGGUGCCGUGUCACAUUUAGAAAUUUUUUGAUAUUUGCAGCCAUAGUAAAACAAAGACUUAUAUUUUUGAUAUUUAUCUUAUAUAUUUAAAUGCCAUUUAACAAAGAAAAAUCAACCAAAAAAAUGAGUUCGCGUGUCACCUCUGACAUGUGUGUCAUAGGUUCGCCAUCACUGGCCUAGGACUGAGCACAUCUGAAAAUGCCUCUUCUGUUCUCACGCUUCAUUUACGAUGCUAGAUAGAAAAUGCUUUCCCUCGGAAGUGUGGAGGCAUUGCUCCAUGGUUUUGCACUCUGGUUCUUGGUCUCCGCAUGGGGCUUUUUUUCUCUCUCAAAGCUUUUAGGAUCUUUUUAUCUCUGAUCUGGGAAAUUUCAUACGGCUAAGCCUGGCUUGAAGUGAUCUUUUAAAAUUCACUGUGUUGUAUGUGUUGAAUUCCUGUUUUUGAUAUUAUAAUUAUAUAAGAUGUUAUUAGGGGAAAGUGGGUGAAAGGUACACGGGGCAUUCCUGUACCAUCUUUGCAGCUUCCUAUGGAUCUAUAAUAAUGUCAAAAUUCAAAGUUAAAAAAAUAUAUAGUGGCAUCAUGGAAAAUGGCAGUGGUGGUGCUCCAAGAAUCAGGCCCUCCAAUGAAACAACCAAUAAGCUGGCAAAAUUGACAGAAUCAACUUGUUAGUUUAUUUUGUUCAUUAGAUUCUGCAUAUGAGUGAAAUCACAUGGUACUUGUCUUUCUCUGACUGGCUUAUUUCACUUAGCGUAAUGUUCUCCAGGUCCAUCCAUGCUGUCGCAAAGGGUACGAUUUCCUCCUCCUUAUGGUUGAGUAUAAUUCCGUUGUGUAAAUGUACCACAGCUUUUUUACUCACUCACCUACUGAUGGGCACUUGGGCUGCUUCUAAAUCUUGGCUAUCCUAUCUAAUAAAGAGGGAAUAUGCUAAUUGACCUUCAUGCCGUCGCAAAGAUGGUGGCGCCCAGUCCCCUCAGCCCCCCAGCCGCCAGGGCUGGCCCGAGGCACAGGCAUGCCUCGAAUGGUGGCUGCCCAGCCGCCCAGGGCCGCCCUAGGCUCAGGUAACCAGGGCUGCCCGAGGCUUGUGCAGCAGCAGAGGUGUGAUGGGGCGUCGCCUUCCCCUGAUCGCCAGGUUGCCUCCCGCCCCUGAGGGCUCCUGGACCAUGAGAGGGGGCAGGCUGGGCUGAGGAACCCCCCUCCAGUGCAUGAAUUUUCAUGCACCGGGCCUCUAGUUGUAAAUAAUGCUGCAAUGAACACAUGGGUACAUAUACUCCUUCAAAUUAGAGUUUUGGGUUUCUUUGGAUAUAUUCCUGGAAUUGUAAUCACUGGGUCAUAAAGCACUUCCAUUUUUAAUUUUUUGAGGAAACUCCAUACUAUUUUCCACAGUGACUGCACCAAUCUGCAUUCCCACCAGCAGUGCACUAGGGUUCCCUUUUCUCCACAUCCUUGCCAACACUUGUUUGUUGAUUUAUUGAUAAUAGCCAUUCUGAUAGGUGUGAAGUGAUUUUAAUUUGCAUUUCUCUGAUGAUUAGGACAUUGAGCACCUUUUUAUAUGUCUAUAGGCCGUGUGUAUGUCCUUUUUGGAGAAGUGUCUAUUCAGGUCCUUUGCCCUUAAAAAAAAAAAAAUCCUCACCUGAGGAUAUGUUUAUUGAUUUUUAGAGAGACGUUUCUCUGAAGAAGAUAUGGAAAAGAACAAGCAUUGACAAAGAUGUGGAGAAACUGGAAACUUGGUGCAUGCUGGUGGUCAUGUAAAAUGGUGUUGCCACUCCAUGCCUAGUUAUAUACUCAAAACUAUUGAAAACAAGUACCCAAAUAUAGGAAUGUUCACAGGAGAAUUCAUAGCCAAAAGGUGGAGACAACCCAGUGUUUUUCAGCUGAUAAAUGGAUAAACUAAAUGCGGUGUAUCCAUACACUGGAAUAUAUUUCAGCCACAAAAAGGAACGAAGUGCUGACACAUAUUACAACACGGGUGAAUCUCCAAAACAUUACGCUAAGUAAAAGAAGCCAUGCACAGCAGGCUGCGUACUGUGUGGUUUCAUUUGCACACGGUAUCUAGAAUGGGUAAAGCUGUUUACCCAUCAAAGCAGAUUGGUGUUUGCCAGGAGGUCAGGGGAGGCACACGUGGGGGAGACUGCUUAAUGGGUACGGGAUUUCCUUUUGGAGUGAUGGAAAUGUAUGUUUUGAAAUGAGAUAGAAGUGAUGGUUGCACAACACUAAAUGUACUACAUACCUCUGAAGGUAUACUUUAAAAUGGGUAAGGUAUGUGAAUUUCAUCUCAGUAAAAAAUAAGGAAAUAUAUAGUUUUAAACAAAUAUUUUAUAUAUAUAUACAUAUAUAUAUAUAUAAUAAAGCUGAGGUCAAGUUAAAAAAAUCAUUGUGUGGGGAACUUGGUGGUCUUGGAUCUGGUAAUGAUUUAUUUGAUAAUUUCUCUACCAUUCUCUCUUACUUUUACUGGAAGGAAGUCCGCCUUAGUCAUGUGUUAAGCCUCCUGGAUUGAUCUUGUCAUUUUCUUAUACUUUCUCUCCUCUUUUCCUACCUUCUGGGAGAUUUCCUGGAUGUUAUCUUACAACCCUUUCACUCACUUUUAUUUUGGCAAAUUGCAUUUUUAAUUUCUCAAUCUCUGUUGGUUAUAGCAUCCCGUUCUUGCUUCACAGAUGUAGGGGCUUCCCUCCUCUCCCUGCAGAAGUAAAUGUGGAGCAAAGCUUUCUCCUUACCGCCCCGUCUCCUCCACGUCCCUUUACAUUGGAGGCUCUCCGAUGUGGGCUCACACUGACGUUCCCCAAGCGAAGCUCCAGGUGCAGAGCAAGGUCACCGCCAGCUGGGCUCCACCCAGGGUGGCCACCAGAGGGUGUCCUGUGGCUGUUUUUUUGACCCAACUACUUUCCUCUAGAAUGGCUCAGUGUCUCUCAACAAGACUCCUCAACCUAUUGGGGUGUGUGGAGGGUUCCCAGGGACCCAAGAGCCCAGCUGUGAAAUCCUCCCCCUUCAGCCUGUCCCUGCCCUUCCCUGCGUCCUCUUCUCUGGACACUCCCCAGGCUCUGAAUGGUGGUGUCUGACCCACUCUGCCACGUCACUGCUCCCCACGUGGUGGGUGGGAGGUUGCUGACUCGGCGUGGUUGCUGAAGUUUGUGUUUCUGUUCUUUUCCUUGUAGUUCUAUGGACUUUUCGGAGACAAGGGCAGAAGGUCCUUUCCCCACCAUCUUGUAUCACCUUUAUAAACAACACAAAUUUUAAAAAUACAUAAAAGCAAUGCAUGUCUAUGAUUUAAAGAAAAAUAUAGGCGUGUCUGUAAGGGUAAAAGCCUCCCUUGGAGAGGAAGAACGGCUGGCCUCUGCCAGUUGACUCCCAGAUUUUACAAAUGUUUGGUGCAUAUAGAAGUAUGUGUGUAAGUUUCUCUUCUAUUAAACACGGAUGGAUCAUACUGUA